AGGAGGUCCUCACAGAGUAUUAUAUUCUUACCUUACCCCGUGAUGGCCGUGCCCCGGUUGGUUCUUAUCUUCAGCGGGAAAAGGAAAUCAGGGAAAGAUUAUAUCACGGAGCGGCUCCGAGCUAGUUUGGGUGGGGACGUGUGCGCCAUCCUGCGCUUGUCUGGGCCCCUGAAGCAGCAGUUUGCUCUGGAGCGGGGUCUGGACUUUGAGCGCCUCCUGGAUGCCACUGAGUAUAAGGAGCGGUACCGGGCCGACAUGAUCCGCUGGGGGGAGGAGAAGAGACGAGCGGACCCCGGAUUCUUCUGCCGUCUGAUUGUGGAGGGGGUGACGCAGCCGGUGUGGAUCAUCAGCGACGCCCGCCGCAGGUCAGACGUGGACUGGUUCCUAGAGGCUUACGGGGACGUGACACAGACGGUUCGUGUGGAGGCCUCUAUAGAGAGCCGGCAGUCUAGAGGAUGGGUGUACGCCCCGGAGGUGGAUGAUGCAGAGUCGGAGUGCGGCCUGGACACCGGGGUGACGUUUGAUUGGAUCAUCACCAAUGACGGGGACGAGGUGUCGCUGGAUGAGCAGCUACUUAAAGUGAAGGCCUUUACCCUCAGCAGACUGACGCUCCCGGUGUGAGGGCUGCAGCGGGAUCUGUGACAAUCAUCAGUACUUUCAGGCACAGAAGGAAGAGUUAAAAGCUCUGCUGUCUGUCAGGGACGGGAGGAACAUCACUCCAGGACUGGCAGAGGAGAACAUCAGACUGAAGGACGCCCUCCUGACAGAAGAGACCGCGCACCUCUCUGCCAAGAAGGAGCUGCUGAAUGUGCAGGAGAAGCUGGAGGUCCUGGAGAGCGGUGGUGUGGAGAAGGAAGCUCCAUCUGGCCUCUUUGUCCUUCAUGCAUCUCCAUCCUUCCUUUUCCAUCCCUGUCCUUCCUGCUUCUUUGUACUUCUGCCAUCACGAGUCCCCUUCAUAUGAUUCUCCAUCCUUAAAGGGGUUGUCUGCUUUUUACUAUUGAUGACCUAUCCUUCGGAUAGGUCAAUAUCAGGUUGGUGGGACUCCCGGCACCCCCGCUAUUCACUUCUAUGGGCCGGCUCUGUAGUAUUACACAGAGCAGGUAAACGGAGCAGAGAAGGCGGCGCUGGUAUGAGCACUGCGGUCUCUUCAAACAGCUGAUCGGCAGGGGUGCCAGGAGUCAGAUCCCCCCCUGAUCUGAGAUUGAUGACCUAUCUUGAGGAUAGGUCAUCAAUGGUAAGAAGCAGACAACUGCUUUAAUGCUUUCCCUUCAUGUGUGGCUCUCCUGCCUUUGUACUUGUUUUCGCCACGUUUCAUGCUUCCUCUUCCUUCAUACUUUUCCUUCCUUUUGUGCUUGUUCCUUCAGUCUUCUCUGCCCUUCUUAUUCAUGUUUCCUCUUCCUUCAGACUUCCUUCCUUCAUGAAUCACUUCUGCCUUUCGCUAUAAAAGUAUAAAACCCUGUCCCAGACCGUUGCCUGUGUGAGUGUGUCCUUCCUGCAGGCAUUGAAAGCAGUGUUUGGUGGACGGCCCUGCUUCACCGCUUCUCUUCUUGUCCACACUAGGUUGUGCUUUGUUUGUUUUUUGUGUGUGUAUUUUAUGCCAUUUGCGGUUUUAAUUUAGCUCUCACUGAACUAAUGCACUUUGGAAAUAAAACUUUAAAAUGUU
Bufo gargarizans (Asiatic toad) is the source of this 1663-nucleotide messenger RNA. It is a transcript of the gene PMVK, whose product is annotated as phosphomevalonate kinase. Gene Ontology annotation, cellular component: cytoplasm. The transcript is spliced from 6 exons. NCBI's taxonomy places the organism in Eukaryota, Metazoa, Chordata, Amphibia, Anura, Bufonidae. The record is from RefSeq and is a predicted model, not a curated record. The coding region runs from base 43 to 621 and encodes 192 amino acids. Gene Ontology annotation, molecular function: phosphomevalonate kinase activity. Gene Ontology annotation, biological process: cholesterol biosynthetic process; isopentenyl diphosphate biosynthetic process, mevalonate pathway.